AUGGGUCUGUCGUCAAGGUGCGGAUGCCGGUGCGAAUGCGUCACCACCACCACCCACGGCGACGUCGUCCGCAACCGCAACAACGAUGUUGCCCCCGACGCCGUCUUGGAGGGCCUCGCCGUGGCCGGCCUCGUGGCCAUCCUCCGCCAGCUCGGAGACCUCGCAGAGCUUGCCGCGGAGGUGUUCGACGACAUGCAAGACCAAGUGAUGGCCGCGUCGGCGCGAGGGCGACGGCUCGCCGUGAGAGCCAAGCGGCUGCUGGAGGCCGACCUCGACAUGCCUCCGCCGAAGUCGACCCACAACUCUGCGGCUGCUCUCACCUUCACCACCUCCAGCUCCGGCCGUCUCGGCUGCCGCGCGCAUGUCAGAGGAGGAGUCGGCGGAGGCACGCCGCCGAUGCCGCGUCUCGUCGUCCAACGUAUCAGGCGCUGUCGCGGGCCUCCCAGGCUGUCACUCCUUGACAAGUUUGAUGCUUCUGGCGAGGGAGCGUGCCUCAAGAGGUACACCGAUCCCUCCUUCUUCUUCAGGGCCCAUUCUGCCAGGCUUGAGCAAGGCACGCUGAGAGUCAGAGCAAACCGCGGACCAUAUCUGAAAUCCAUGUCCAUGGAAACCAGGCCCAAGAUUCAUAUUGCACUCAACUCUGAACCUCCCGAGUCAGCCCACACUGUCACUGACUGCAAAUCAGAAACAGAAACAGAAACAGAUGCAUCCGAAGCGCCGUCUCCUGGCUUCCUCUCCAUGCUCCGACAGCUGAAGAAGCAGCAUCGGCAGGCAGCAGGUGCCGGGUCCCUCUUCCGAAUGCAGCAAGCAGUUGACAGGGUCCAGUCUUCACCUCAGCUCAACACGGAAAAGAAGCUGCAAGGCGGCGGCACAGCGCAGCCCAGCCCCAGUGAGCUCGAGAGGACGAGCUCUUUCGAGGCAUGGCUCGCUCCAGAUGCUCGCCGCUUGACUACUGCUACUCAUCAUCACGAGCACGACGAAAUCAUCACACAGGAACCACCCCAUCCCCAUGGUGCUAGUGCUACUACCUGUAGUGGAUCCGUCAGUGAUGUUGUUACCACAUCAAUUGGUGCCCUUAGCAGCAGUACCAUGCUGAAGGCGAAGCAGAAUUCAGAAGAUGCAGAAAUACCCUGCAGCAAAAGUUCGAGUAAGAGGUCGAGGAGCAGCGUUGAGAUGAUCGCCUCAAGAGUCAGCAGCUUGCCGAGGAAGCUCUUCAUGAACAUCAAGCAUCACAACGACUGCUCGCGCUCUGAUCCUGCAGGUACUAGCCUCCGGAUGAGCCAAGCCCAAGCCACAGGCAUUGGGGAUUGCAGCCCCGAACUUGAAGCCGUCCCCACCCCAAGAGAGGCUUUUCUGCCUAUACUGGUUCAUUCUGAUCCAGUAUAUUCGAGUAUACAUAGCCUUCUGCCAGAAAAUGACAAGUGCUCCUAUCUGCAGCACCAUGAAAGCCUAUCUUGUAAUGCGUUGGUAGAUGCAGAGAGACAUCACCAACAGGAAGACCCUUCCGCAGAUAAAUGCAGUAACAGUAACAGCAGCCCUCCUGAAACCAUUGGAGAUCCUACAUGUACAACACCUGACUCCCAGAACCUGCUGUUGCCAGGAAGUCUUGUUCUGAAGCGAGCUGGUGCUUUGCCUGAGAAUCCUUGUUCUGAAGAUGCCAAAGUAGAUACAACACCGCCACUUCCGCCUAUUCCACCGAUGCAGUGGCUGUCGGAAAGAGACCAUACAGGGACUCAAGCCCCAUCUCCUAAACACAGAGCGCUUUGGAAAAAAUCACUGGAGGUUACUGAAAUGAUUCAGGCAAUAAGACAGGCGCAUAGCCAUAGCAUCCAGAGUUCACCGGUGGACACGGAAGAAACGCUGGAUUCUAAUGAGCAUACUAGUGCCAAUGCCUCUCAUAGAGAUGAAAUGAAAUGUUCUGAAGAAACGAGGCAUCCACAUCUAUUCCGAGUCCGAGAAGAUGCUGUGCAGGCUUCAGAAGGCAAUGUUCUCAAGGCUGGAGAGUUCCCUGUGCCUGCAAUACUUUCAGACGAGGCCUGGUCUGAGAUAGACAUACGGACGCAGGCACAAGCAGACACAUGUUUCCAACAACAAGGCAGACAGCAAUUUGGUAGUGGACAUUCUGAUCAUGGUUCAACAGAGAAGCGAAGCGAAGAGCACGAGGCUUCAGAUAGCAGCAGCAAUCUGCAGAACGAGAGUGUAUUCUUCUCUGCGGUACAAGAGCUAGCGAAGAUGUCCCCUCCUCCUUCAGUGCCAAGGCCCAAAUAUUCACUGCUUGAUGCUGGAUCUCACGGCAGGAGCACGCUACGAAACGGUCCAAGCCUGAUCCAUCCUUCAAGAAACAUUUUGGACAGCAGGAGUGUACUGAUAAAGCAGAUAAAAGACAUUGCAAUGGCCGGCAAUCCUUCUUUUAAACUGAAACCAGUUUCUGGAGCGAGCUCUCCUCAGUCUCCUGUGACCGGGAGUCCUGCCAACUCUAAGGUGGCAACCAUUCUACAGAGAGCAGAUGACAUUCGUCAGGCUCACGCAGAUAGCAACGAUGUUGACAGUGAGGAAAGCUGGAGCGAUGACAGUGAAUGA
Messenger RNA from Miscanthus lutarioriparius, 2580 nucleotides. NCBI's taxonomy places the organism in Eukaryota, Viridiplantae, Streptophyta, Magnoliopsida, Poales, Poaceae. The record is from the annotation of a GenBank genome assembly.